CUUUGACUUAUAUGGUUUUGCUGCAGCUCUACUGGUUUGAUAAAAUAUUUCUUCAGGAAAGAAACAAUGACGAAAACAAAGUAACUUUCGCUUAAUUUACCUUUUCCAACACCUAUGAACAACCGAAGCGGAAGAUCAACCAAUUCCUGAAAAGAGGAGAUGUGGUAUGCCAUCAUCACCCGAUUUCUCCGGCGCAGAUUGGUGCUAGCGAUCAUCUUUUGUUUUUCCUUGACGUACUGCAUGGUUCGGCUGAUUGGGAACAAUGUAUCUUUGAACCUUGAUGGAGAUCUGUUUCAAGCCAGCUUGCAGCGAGAAAAACCAAUAAUUUGGACCAACACAAUCCCGGAGGAACGAAACCGAUCGAAUGACCUUUCGGUAAACUGCCGCAACUCAGUACAGGGAAAGGCCCUCAUCGUGGACGAUCGUGGCUUUGUGUGUACACGAUCCGAGCUGCUGUGGACCGGAUGCUGCAACGUCGAAGUGGAGAGCACAAAACUGUUUCACUGCGACACCUGCCAGAGUAAUGCGUGCUGUGCAAUAUACGAAUUUUGCGUAUCCUGUUGUAUGCAUCCGGAGAAGAAAUCACUACUUGAGAAAGUUUUAGCCAAAGCUAGCGGCCGCCAAAUUGCCGUGUAUGCCACAGUGAAUGACCAGUACGAACUCUGUCUCACGAAAUGUCGAACGAACUCACAUUCUGUUCAGAAUGAGAAUAAAUAUCGUGAUCCCAAGUCGAAACAUUGCUACGGAGAAACCGAAGAACAGCUAGUUGCUGCUGGCAGCAGAAUAAGUGCAAACAGUGCAAUUGACGCCAGCGAUAACAGAAAUCCUGCAGCAAACAAGGGAUGAAAGCGGCAGUGUGAAUAAUUGAGUGUGAGCGUGUAGAUUGUGAUAAAAAGAAAAAGACAAAUGUUA
Culex pipiens pallens (northern house mosquito) is the source of this 912-nucleotide messenger RNA. RefSeq names its product SREBP regulating gene protein. The transcript is spliced from 3 exons. The coding region runs from base 160 to 846 and encodes 228 amino acids. NCBI's taxonomy places the organism in Eukaryota, Metazoa, Arthropoda, Insecta, Diptera, Culicidae. The record is from RefSeq and is a predicted model, not a curated record. Gene Ontology annotation, biological process: positive regulation of SREBP signaling pathway.